AUGCAUCCACAAACCGGAGUUCAACAAAAUCCUAUUAGCAAUGAAAAUUCUCCACACUCACAAGCUUCUGCUUUCGAUGCUACUAACACUAUCGAUCUUAAUGAUGAUGUUAUCGAAGUUGAAAAUAUGCGAGAUUCUAUAACUCAGUGGAAAUGGAGUGAAGAUAAACUUCUAAUUAGCGCAUGGUUGAAUGUAUCUACUGAUCCUAUAAUCGGUGCAGAUCAAAAAGGUGAAGCAUUUUGGGAUCGAAUUCGUCAGUAUUGUGAAGAAAGUAAUCCCGGGCUUAUCAAAAGAGGAGCUCAAAAAUAUGGAUCUUGCUAUGAACAAGCCGAGCGAAGGGUGGGAAGUGGUUCGAACUUGGACAACAUAAUCGAACCAGCUCAUGAUCUCCACAAAGCUAAAUACAAAAAGAAGUCAAAUUUUGAAUUACAUUGGAACGAGCUUCGGAGACAACCUAAGUGGAGAGCUCCAACUCCAAGUGGUGGAAGUGGAAAACGAACUAAAUUGAGUGAUUCUGGAGCUUAUUCAACAUCGGGAAAUGAUGAGACCAAUGAAAAUAUCGUGGAAUCUCCUGUUCGUCCUAAAGGUACAAAAGCAGCUAAGAAAGGAAAAGGAAAGGCAAAAACAAGAAAAGAUAUGCAAGAUGAAUAUGAAGAGUUGAAGGCCGAUAAUAUUAGGAAAUUAAAUCUAAUAGACAAAUUUAAUCAUGUCCGACAAAAGGAUAUUGAUAUUUGA
Messenger RNA from Daucus carota subsp. sativus, 735 nucleotides. RefSeq names its product glutathione S-transferase T3-like. The transcript is spliced from 2 exons. Bases 1 to 735 code for a protein of 244 amino acids. Lineage: Eukaryota; Viridiplantae; Streptophyta; Magnoliopsida; Apiales; Apiaceae. The record is from RefSeq and is a predicted model, not a curated record.